This is a messenger RNA of Caenorhabditis remanei, 570 nucleotides long. RefSeq lists its product as uncharacterized. NCBI's taxonomy places the organism in Eukaryota, Metazoa, Nematoda, Chromadorea, Rhabditida, Rhabditidae. Gene Ontology annotation, cellular component: mitochondrial large ribosomal subunit. The transcript has 2 exons. Gene Ontology annotation, biological process: mitochondrial translation. The coding region runs from base 1 to 570 and encodes 189 amino acids. Gene Ontology annotation, molecular function: structural constituent of ribosome. The record is from RefSeq and is a predicted model, not a curated record.
AUGCCUUCUGUUCCUCGCGUCGAUCGUCUCAAACCAAUUUACACUGCCGCCAAGGCUCUCAACUUCGGAUGGCGUUUUUCGGACUUUCUGAAAAUUCCUGCAUAUAAUGGAAUCUCUCGGUACACGAAUCAGCUUCAUCGUAUCACUGUCAGAUUUUGUAAACAGAGUGAAUCGAGUGUCGGAGUUCGAAAUUUCAUCGAAAAUCAAAUUGUGGAGAUCGGUCGGAAAAACCCAUCAGUUGUGAUCUACGCUCAACCUGUUCGUAACUCGAACCCAUCAAUUCGUGCUGAAUAUGGAAACGGACGAACUCUACAGAUUAAUGCUAAAAACAUGACAGAGACAGAAGUCAGCAAAGACUUUCAUUUACUGUUCUCACGAAGUGGUGAGCCCGUUGUGAAACUGGAGAGCCGUCAGAGCGCCCUCUGUCCUUCGGUUCAAGGUCAAUGGACACCGAUCACAUGGCUACCAACAGCCAUGAACACGGAAAGUCUGCCAGCAAAACAGUUCUCUGAGCACAAAUCGACAGCAACUUCUGCUACAGAAUAUAUUCUGCAGAACCAACCGAAAUAA